Molecule: messenger RNA, 3534 nt
Organism: Chlorocebus sabaeus (green monkey)
Lineage: Eukaryota; Metazoa; Chordata; Mammalia; Primates; Cercopithecidae
Source: RefSeq, a predicted model, not a curated record
CCCGACCUCAGGUGAUCCGCCCGUCUUGGCCCCCCAAAAUGCUGGGAUUACAGGUGUGAGCCACCUCACCCGCUGUUUUUUCACUUAAUUCAGAUGCUUUAAAUAAUUAACAGUCAUGUUCAUUAUUUGCUAACCUAACACCCUGUGCUGGAUAUUUGGUAGGUUGACCCUAAUAUUUAUUACAAAUGAUGUUGAGAUGGAUAUAUUCCUAUACAUAAAUAUUGGUUUGCAUUAUUAUUAUUUCUUUAGACUGGUUUCCUAUAAAUAGGCAACUGGAUCAAAGAAUCUGAACAGUUUUCUGGAUUUAUGCCAUGUUUACCUAAAGAUUACGAAAUAACCAGUAGGGUGUAAGUACUGCAUGUAUGUUUAAAAUAGAUGUGAUUUUUGUUUUUCUUUAGACGGAGUCUCACUCUGUCACCCAGGCUGGAGUGCAAUGGCAUGAUCUCGGCUCACUGCAACCUCCGCCUCCCAGGUUCAAGCGAUUUUCCCACCUCAGCCUCCCGAGUAGCUGGGACUACAGGCGCGUGCCACCACACCAGGCUAAUUUUUGUAUUUUUAGUAGAGAUGGGGUUUCACUAUGUUGGCCAGGUUGGUCUCGAACUCCUGACCUCGUGAUCCACCUGCCUCGGCCUCCCAAAGUGCUGGGAUUACAGGUGUGAGCUACUGUGCCCAGCUAGAUAUGAUUUUAUUGACAUUUGUAAUGUGCAGUAUUCUGGGUGUAUGCCCGCAUCCCACCAGCCAUUCAGGAGGCAUUAUGGGAAGGGCAGGCAGUUGAAGAAUAGUCCUGGCUCCUUCCUGGCUGGGAAAUGUCAUGUGAGAGCUGGCAUUACUCUGUGGCUGUUGAUAUUCUUUAGCCCAGGUUAAAGCCUGUCUCUAAAGAGGGAGACACAAUCUUACACCUGCCAAGUGGCUAGAUUGGUGUGAUCCAAUCCCUGUGCCUUAUUGUGACUCUUGUAACCUAAUGACAGCCCUGUGCUUGGGCUGCUGAGUAUGCUGUGGGUGAGAUGAUUAAGCACAAACAGAAUGGGCUCUGAGGCCUAUAGCCGUCCUGGCUUUCCCCAACAGACUUUGAGGAGAGCAUCUGGUUAUAUCUGUAUAAUUUCGAACUUGCUUCUAGGACAGAGGGCUUCCUACCACCUAACCAUGACCCCCUCCCCCCGAAUAAAACAAAGAAAUACAAAAAAAUUUUGUCUGAAACAUCUUCCCUGGUAAUCUUGAGACCUGCGCCAAGCUGUAAAAGGGCUUAUGACCUCGUUCCUAUGGUGGAUGGGUCCUUUGGCCUGGGAGUGUGCUGUCUUCGUGCCUUGGGCCUGAUUUGUGAUCAGAAGUGGUAGGGGAGUUAAUCACGGGACUCUGUACGCCUAUCAGAUUGGGGUUAGUAAGUUCCAGAGGCAGGGAGCAGGCUGUCUGUAGCUGGUGGGCGGGUCCCUAGAGUUCAGAUUCCAUCUGUGGGAUCCAGCCCAGUGUGGCUAGUAUGCCUUCUCUCCCGGCGCUGUAGAAUGGCAGCUUUGGCAGGAAGUGAAGCACAGUACAUGAUAUAGGGCAAAGGUGUGGAGUCCCCUCAAAACCCUGGGUUCCUGAACUGUCCAUGCAUGGGAACCACACUCACAGCCUCUGCCCAAGAGUAGAGACUUUGGGAUAGAUUAGCUCCAAAGUGGGAGUAUUUGAAGUGCAGAAUGACCCCUCAGAACUGAUACUUCAGCCUGGGAAAGGGACAAUUCUGGAGAGAAAUCAUUGCAGCCAGCUUGGACAUCAGUCCUGGGGGCAGCCACAACUUCUUUCUUCAACUCACACCCUGGAGAUUUGGGCACGCAAGGGCCUGUGGUGGUGUAGUGCUUUCUCGAUCACCAAGGUGGGACGAGGGCAGAGCAGGACAGCCACAGCUGCAGAUGACCCCCAGCUUUUUCCCUCUCAGCUGGCACUCCCUCCCCUCUUCGUUCCUUUUCAGGAUGUCAGGCCAGCAACCUGGCAGUUUCUUCCAACUUGACCGCUUGUCUUGGGGCUUGAAUAGUGUCAGAAAUGCCAACUCCUGGACUAGGCUGCCUCAGUGACUUAUUUGGGGGCCCAGGUCUUCUUGCCUUGAUCUUCUUGUUUCUCCACUACUAGGUCACCCCUCCUAAUUUCUCAGUGUCACAAGUGCCCAACAUGCCCAGCUGUCCCCAGGCCUAUUCUGAACUGCAGAUGCUGUCCCCCAGUGAGCGGCAGUGUGUGGAGACGGUGGUCAACAUGGGCUACUCGUACGAGUGUGUCCUCAGAGCCAUGAAGAAGAAAGGAGAGAAUAUUGAGCAGAUUCUUGACUAUCUCUUUGCACAUGGACAGCUGUGUGAGAAGGGCUUCGACCCUCUUUUAGUGGAAGAGGCUCUGGAAAUGCACCAGUGUUCAGAAGAAAAGAUGAUGGAGUUUCUUCAGUUAAUGAGCAAAUUUAAGGAGAUGGGCUUUGAGCUGAAAGACAUUAAGGAAGUUUUGCUAUUACACAACAAUGACCAGGACAAUGCUUUGGAAGACCUCAUGGCUCGGGCAGGAGCCAGCUGAGACCAGGCCCUGUCUAGGCCCUGCCGCAGAACCACCAUCCCUGGGAGGCCCUGCAGAGCCCACCUGUGGGGAAAGAGAAGGGGCAGCUUCCAGAUUUUCUUUUGGGGGUUAGAAGGUCAGAUGUGGAGACUGUGCUCGCCAGUCUCUGUGAGCCUCUGUCUGUAGGCCCUGAGCUGGGGAGGUGGGGAAGAUUCGGGCAAGUGCCCCCAGAACUGUCCUGGCUCCUUCCAUAUUAAACGUAUUUGCAUUUUGAGAAGUGUCCUUCCCACCUUAGCCCUCCAGAGAGACUGCCCUAGUCUUUCUGGGGUCUUUAUGUCCUCAGCUAAAGCCUGGCCUAGUUGCUGAGAGGGGCUGGGGAGAUGGGGCGGGAGGGCCAGACUCAGUGCUGCUGUGGAGCUAGGUGCUUCCCCUUCCCCCGAGACUGGUGGACUGAACUCUAAUCAAGUUGAGUUCAAGUGGAAGAUUCUUCCAGGGUUUUAUUUUUUCCCCUCCUAACAAAGUCUCAUAGUGUUAACACUGGUUCUGCAAUGUCUCUGAGGUGCAAAGAAUGCACUUUUCCCUAUGGGGCCCAGAGUUUGCCUUUUCUGCCAGGCAGUCACCACGCUUCCCUACCCCAGCCUGUUUCUUUUGGCUUGGUUUGGACCACAGUCCUCUGCUACCCAGGGUUUUAGAGCCCCUGCUCUAGGAAACAGUUGUUAGUUUAAGAAAUCAUUGGCCCCUUCCCAGCACACUGAAUGGGGGAGCAGACAGGCCAUGAUUUAGUCGGCCAGCACUAACUCCACCUCUGUUCUCCUUGAACAGCUUUCCUUCCAGCCCACUGCUUUAGGAUGACACAAUGAAUAACACCUAGUCAUAGAAAUCAGUCUCUUUGGUUUGUUUUGUAUUAUGUUGUACAUCAUUAAAGAUCUAAAUACAAAGGAUAUACAGUCUUGAUGAAUCUAAAAUAAUUUGCUAACUAUUUUGAUUCUUCAGAGAGAACUACUAAUAAAAAUCUAAAAGGUA